This is a messenger RNA of Lepisosteus oculatus (spotted gar), 5651 nucleotides long. RefSeq names its product period circadian clock 1b (gene per1b). NCBI's taxonomy places the organism in Eukaryota, Metazoa, Chordata, Actinopteri, Semionotiformes, Lepisosteidae. Gene Ontology annotation, cellular component: nucleus; cytoplasm. Gene Ontology annotation, biological process: entrainment of circadian clock by photoperiod; circadian regulation of gene expression; negative regulation of transcription by RNA polymerase II. Gene Ontology annotation, molecular function: transcription cis-regulatory region binding; transcription corepressor binding. The record is from RefSeq and is a predicted model, not a curated record.
UCCAGGAUUUUUCGGAGGAAAAAAAAAACAGAAAAAUAAUGAGCUUUUCGAGCUUUUCCUAUUGGCUGCCGCGCUCGACCAAUGAGGGGCUGGCAGCCGGGUGUGCACGUGCGUUAUGUGUACACUGAACUGGGCGGUCCCUCUGGCGACAGCGGCCAAUCAGCGGGCCGGGCCGGCCCUGGGGGGGUUAUGCAAUCGAGGGAAAGACGCCGGGCGCGAGGCGAGGAGCCCAGCUUUAGAACAUGAACGUUUCCGCCUCCCAGAGGCUGGUUUGCGCGUGUUCGAGCCGGGGGUAGACUGAGGCAUUAGCAAAGCAGGGAUAAUAACGUCCACCCGUGUCUGCGACCCACGCACCGCGUCCGUAUCCUUGCAUCUCGGCUUGCUCCUGGAGGAUUCCCUCAGUCGGGAAUCUUGUAGGUCCCCCCUCUGGAGAAAGAUCGGAUCUACUCAGAACAAAUUCCAGAAUUAGGGGAACAAAGACCUUGAAAAAGGAAGAUAAAGAGGCCUGAAAAAAGAGAGGAUCCAUAUUUUGAUCAAUUCCUCUGCCCAUUCUGCAGAGUUCUGCACCCUCCAGCUCUCUGUCUCUUUCUCACUCCAUCUGGCAUUGCGAUCCGCUGCCAGAUUGAAGGUUUUCAGUUUCCCGGAGACAGCCGAGUUUUUGUUGCUCUAGUGUCAAGUUUCGCAAGUAUUUUAAGUUUCUCCAGAUCCAUUUUCAUAUUUAUCAAUUUAAAAUUCAAACUCUGCAAUGGUUCACUCCGGUGGACAAGACUGCCCCACCUAGUGUGGAAGCAGAGGUACUGCCACCCUUUGAUUUAUUCAUCGCUAUUCUUAGUAUUAUUAUGAGUGAUGACAAUUCUGACUCCGCCCCCAGCCAUGCUGAUGAUGUGCACGGGGUGGGUGUGUCCGGGGAGGGGGCGGGGCCCAGGGCGGGCUCUCCUGGCUUGAGUGGCGGCUCAGAGACCAACAGCCGGAGCAACAGCAGCAGCCCACUUGGAGGUGGGGGAGGAGCCAACAGCCCUGGGGGCGGUCCCGGGGGGCGGGGCUCAAGAGCCCCUAGGAUCCAGGGAAAAGGGCCCCCGCAGGGCCCCCAGGGCUCCUCAGAUGAUAUGGACGCCCACAGCAAUGGGAACUCCAGUGGGAACGACUCUGCUGUGCUGGAGAAUGAGUCGCAGGGGAGGCAAUCCACCAGGAGCUCUCAGAGUAGCUCCAGCCACAACUGCAAGGACUCUGGCGUGUUACUGGAGACCACAGAGAGCAAUAAGAGCUCAAACUCCCAGAGCCCCUCGCCUCCCAGCAGCUCCAUCGCGUACAGCCUGCUGAGCGCCAGCUCCGAGCAGGACCACCCCUCCACCAGUGGCUGCAGCUCGGACCAGUCCGCGCGGGUGAAGACCCAGAAGGAGCUGAUGACGGCCCUGAAGGAGCUGAAGAUCCGCGUGCCGGCGGAGCGGCGGGGGAAGGGGCGCUCCAGCACGCUGGCCGCGCUGCAGUACGCCCUCACCUGCGUCAAGCAAGUCCGAGCCAACCAGGAGUACUACCACCAGUGGACAGUGGACGAGGGUCAGAACUGCAGCCUGGACCUGUCAAACUACACCAUCGAGGAGCUGGAGAACAUCACCUCCGAGUACACCCUCAAGAACACUGACACAUUCUCGGUGGCCGUGUCCUUCAUCACGGGGAAGGUGGUGUAUGUCUCCCCCCAGGCGGCCUGUAUCCUGCGCUGCAAACCUGAGCGCCUGCAGGGGGCGCUUUUCUCCAAGCUGCUGGCCCCCCAGGAUGUCAGCGUGUUCUACAGCAACACCGUGCCCUGCCGCCUGCCCGCCUGGUCUGCCUGUAAUGGCACAGCUACCUCACCCCUGGAUUGCACCCAGGAGAAAUCCAUGUUCUGUCGUCUCAGUGGGGGCCGGGAGAGGGAGGGAGAGCUGCGGUACUACCCCUUCCGACUGACGCCCUACCAGCUGACCCUGCGCGACAGCGACCAAGCCGAGCCCCAGCCCUGCUGCCUGCUCAUCGCAGAGCGGGUCCAUUCUGGAUACGAGGCUCCCCGCAUUCCCCCAGACAAGCGAAUCUUCACCACGAGCCACACCCCCAGCUGUCUCUUUCAGGAGGUGGAUGAGCGUGCAGUGCCAUUGUUGGGGUACCUUCCUCAGGACCUAGUGGGGACCCCAGUUCUGCUGUACCUGCACCCCGAGGAUCGGCCAGCCAUGGUGGCUGUUCAUAAGAAGAUCCUGCAGUUGGCCGGCCAGCCCCUGGACCACUCCGCCAUGCGGGUGUGUGCGCGCAGCGGGGAGUACCUGACCAUCGACACCAGCUGGUCCAGCUUCAUCAACCCCUGGAGCCGCAAGGUGGCCUUCAUCAUCGGCCGGCACAAAGUCCGCACGAGCCCCCUGAACGAGGACGUGUUCACACCGCCCCUCAACGGGGAGGUGCGGUCGCUGGUCCCCGAGAUCCACGAGCUGAGCAGCCGGAUCCACCGGCUCCUCCUGCAGCCUGUGCACGCCACCGGCUCUCUGGGCUACUGCAGUGUGGGCAGUAACGGCUCCCAUGAGCACUACCUCAGCAUCGCCUCGUCCAGCGACAGCAACGGGGCGCCCGCCGACGAGACACUGCUGCACAAGCCGAUGACGUUCCAGCAGAUCUGUAAGGACGUGCACAUGGUGAAGAACCACGGCCAGCAGGUCUUCAUCGAGUCGCGCAGUAAACCGCUGCCCCAGAAACACGCCAGCGCAGGUCCGGUGCUGCCGACGGCUAGCAGCGCGGCAGUGAGGCCAGCUGGGGAGGUGGCCAAGGAGGCAGCCUCUGCCCAGCGUUCCUCGGCUCCAGAGGAGGCAGUGAAGAAGGAUUCGCCGUCCCCGUACUCCUACCAGCAGAUCAACUGUCUGGACAGUAUUAUCCGGUACCUGGAGAGCUGCAACAUUCCCAACACAGUGAAGAGGAAGUGUGGCUCCUCCUCCUGCACCGCAUCAUCCACCUCCGACGACGACAAGCAGAAGCCUGGAGAGGAGGCCUCAGACAUGAAUAAAGGGGCGACGGUGUCUCUGGGGCCUGUAGGGGGGCCGAAGGGGGGACCUCAGGGGCCCGCUCACCCCCUCACGCCCCUGGCGCUGCACAGCAAGGCAGAGAGCGUGGUCUCCAUCACCAGCCAGUGCAGCUUCAGCAGCACCAUUGUCCACGUGGGCGACAAGAAACCCCCCGAGUCAGACAUUGUGAUGAUGGAAGAGGCCCCUCCCACCCCAGCCCCGCCCCCUCCCUUGACCACGCCCGUGGCCCCGCCCCCGGAUAAGGACCCGAAGGACCCCUGGCGGCGGGUGGGGCUGACCAAGGAGGUCCUGUCUGUGCACACGCAGAAGGAGGAGCAGGCGUUCCUCAACCGGUUCCGCGACCUCAGCCAGCUGCGGGUCUUCGAGCCACCAACCCAAGCCGAGCGCCGGCACAGCGGGGUGCCCCACACGCGAGGGGUGCGCAGUUCCAGGGACUACCCAGCAGGGGGCAGCAGUGGGCGGCGGGGCACCGGACGGGGGAGCAGGUCGAAGGCCAAGAGACUGAAGCACCAGGAGCCGUCCGAGCACGGCAGCUCUGUCGGGAUCGGGGGGGUCUUCCCAGCAUCCAGCAGGGCCACGACCACCCUGUCCCCCCCGCACCUGCCUCUGGGACCCCCGACUUCGUCCUCGUCCUGGCCCACUUCCAUCGGCUCCCAGGCCAGCCUGCCCCCCCUUCCCUACCACCCUGGCGUCCUGCCUGCCUACCCCAUCUCGGUCUACCCGCCCACUCCCAGGCCCCCACAAGGCCCCCCUGACCCCCAAAGCCUUCCCCCUGGCUUUCCCGGUGCCCAGCCCACUGGCCUCCGCUAUUCCCCUCCCCAGAACCCCGCCCCCAUGCCUGCCCCUCCCCCUCUGGUCACCCCCAUGGUGGCAUUUGUGCUGCCCAACUACAUGUUCCCCCAGCUCAACGCCCCGGUCCUCCCUCAGCCCUUCUUCAACCCCACCUCCAUCUUCCCCUUCCCAGCUGCCUCCGCCCCCACAGCCCUCCUGCCCCAGAACCUGGGGCCGCCCCCCCAGCUGCAGGCCACCACCCCCUCACAGGAACCCCUGCGGGCCCCCUCUCGCUCCAGCACCCCGCAGUCCUCCAGCCCCCCCCUCCCCGACCGCGAGGGCUCCCAGACACCCCUCUUCCAGUCCCGUUGCUCCUCCCCACUCAACUUACUUCAGCUAGAAGAGUCUUCCAGUAACCGACAGGAAGUGACUUCGUUGGCCGUGGCCGCCGCCCAGGCCCAGCAGACCACACCCACAGGGGGAGUGGCUACACAGGAGUGGGCGGAGCCGCAGGGAGGGAGUGGAGGUUUGGCCUCACCCACUCAGCUCAGCACAUCGGGGGACAGAAAAGACAAUGAAAACGUUGAGGCCAUUGAGUCAUCUAAUCAGGAUGCCAUGUCAACUUCCAGUGACCUGCUGGAUCUGCUUCUGCAGGAGGAUUCCCGAUCAGGCACUGGCUCGGCCGCCUCUGGCUCAGGGUCCUCGGGCUCUGGGUCCCACGGCUGCAGCACAUCAGGCAGUGGGACCAGAAGCAGUCAGAGCAGCCACACCAGCAAGUACUUCGGCAGCGUGGACUCCUCGGAGAACGACCUGGCGGGCAAGAAGCAGGCGGGGCUGGCGGCGGAGAGCGAGCAGUUCAUCAAGUACGUCCUGCAGGACCCCAUCUGGUUGCUGAUGGCCAACACCGACGAGAAGGUCAUGAUGACCUACCAGCUGGCCACCCGGGACCCGGAGACCGUGCUGCGGGAGGACCGGGAGGCCCUGCGCGCCAUGCAGAAGCAACAGCCGCGCUUCAGCGAGGAGCAGAAGAGGGAGCUGAGCGAGGUGCACCCUUGGAUCAGGACCGGCCGGCUGCCCAGGGCCAUCAACAUCCCGGCAUGUGUGGGGUGCGGCUCGUCCCCUCCGUGCCCGGGCCUGGCGCCGCCCUUCGACGUGGAGCUGCACGAGAUGGAGCUCGGCGGCGUGCCGGGGUCGCCCGAGGAUCCCGCCAGCAAGACGCUCUCUGCCCCCGAGACGGCCAUGGAGGAGGAGGCAGGACCCGCCCCCGCCCCCCACGCCAAUGACCAGGAGAUGGCCUCGGAGGAACAGGAAGUGACAUCGCAGGGAGGCAAGGCAGCGAGCACAGCAGUGACAGACAUGACGCCAUGACACCAUGGCGCUACGGCGCUGGGACAGGACAGGGGGCCGGUGGUGGCUCUGUCCUGUCCGUUCUGAGGUCUUGCAGCUAGGCCACACCAGCAAGUCACUUCAUCUGGCAGGACGUUUAAUUGAUUGAUUCAUCAAUGAAUUAAUUGGCUCCAUCUUCACUUGCACCGGCGUGGCAGACUCUCAGUGCCAGCGGUGUGCCAGUCCCUCAGAAAGCUGGGGGCUCAGAGUGCCCAUUGGGCACACAUGAUCAGCGUGUCCUCCGUCUGUCGGUCCCUCCUUGCUGGGAUACAAGUCACGCAAGUUUUUCAUUUAUGACUCAAAUAAAGGUUGUUGUGUAUAUAUGUACUAUAUAUAUUUGUAUAAAAUCCAACAAAAAAAAAAAACUUUUUAGCCAAAAAAAAAGAUCAUUCUGAACACAGAAACGCUAUUUUUGAGUAACAAAAGAAAAUAAUAAAAAAGUCCUUUUUUUUUUUA